AUGGUCCUCUCCCUCAAGGAGGUCCUUGAACAGGUUCGCAGCGACAAGAUCAAGGACCGCCAACAAGGCAUCGAGGCGCUCGAACACAUCUUUGCCGACUCCGAACAUGUCCUCAGGAUCGACUCGGAACAAGAUGGAAAGCCAUGGCUCAAGAUCUUUCAAGCCGUGUUUGCCUGCGUGCUCGCCGACAAGGCGGCAUGCAUCAAGAAAGGAUCGCUGGCCGACGCCCAGCCCAUCGCUCUCUCCAGACUCCAGCGCAGCGCUCAACUGCUUCGCUCGCUCGUCGACAAGGCCGCUCCUCUUCUCACACGCAAAGUAGUCAAAGCUCUCGUAACCCACAUCGUCCAAAUGGUCAACCAUCGCGGUUCCCUUUUACGACCUAUUGCGUCAGCAUACAUGUCGGCCCUCUGCGCUAUCCUCAAGCAACAGCACCACGUCGACCAUCUUGACCCUGACGACUGGCAGCACAUCACCUCUCUCUGCUUCGACGUCCUCCUCGGGCGCGAGCUCGACGCUCCGCCCUCCACUCCAGAUCCCACAGAAUGGCUUGCCUCCGUCGCUACCGCUUCCGACUCGGCCGGCCAACGACGCGGUCUCAGCCUCGAGGAUGCCGUUACAGCAGAAUGCCUUCGUCACCUCAUGGCAAGCACGGUCGCACCACUGCUGGGUCCUGAAGGACUUGGCCUCUCGCUUCUCGCCGACUACACCCGCUUCUUUAUCGUCUUCCCUGUCGAGUCAUCGGCUCACUUGCCCGCCAUGAGUGGGUUCGUCACUGUGCUGGAGCAUAUCGAACUCAACCACACAAAACAAGUUGCCGACGCGGCUCUGGCGCUACGCCAAGUGAUUCUGGCACUCUGGAAGACCAAGAGCCAUCUGCUCAAAGUGCAGCUGCUCCUCUUCCUUCGCAUUUCCAUCCCAAUCAUCGCCUCUUGCGCAAGUGGGCAGUCCGAAGUGGCCUCGCCACAGAGCUCCGUCCACAAGAGCGCGUUCGCAGCGGAGGCGUUUGCAUUCCUCGAGCUCGUUCACGAAGCCUUUCUCCGCGAUCCUGACACACGCUGGGCUCUCGAGCCCAUCCGAAUGGAUGAGCUCGUCUUCUGUUGGCCGCAGCAGGACCGAUCCGGGCAAUCUCGACCAGUAUCGCCCUUCAGCAAUCCCGCUUUCUACCUCGCACCACAUUCGAAUGGUCAAGGCUCCAUCGCGUGGUGCCGCAUCUCUCUACAGGUCGACAUCAUCGACGCACUCACAACGCUGGAAUCUGCGCAUCAAAGCAAUCGCAGUCCCACUCCCACGCCUUCGGGACGGGAAGGAACAAACGAGCCACAGCAAAGCAUGGGGAUCAGUCACCGUCCUGCUCUGCGUGUAAGAUCAUCGAAUGGGAAGCGAGGAAGCGACUCUCUCCCGUCCAGUCCUCAAAAGCGCCGACGAACGGAUCUGGCGACCGACGCGGACAGUCACCAGCAGGGUGCAUGGUUGCGACAGCUAGUCGAGAUGAUCUCACCGACCGCCUCGACGCCCAAUUUUGGUGCCUCUGCGAAGCUCGGCGCUCUUCAGCUGCUCACAUUCCUCUUGCUGAUUCGACCUGACCUCAUCGAGAGCGCAACGCUCGUCGAGGCUCGACAAGGGCUGCUCGCACUGGCCACGGACACAGAUAGCCUCCUCGUGUCGUGGAGCCUGGUUGGUCUGGGUGCUAUCGUGCUCGCAUUGACGUCAGCCGGCGUCAAAGACAGUGGCGUCGGCAUCCUGUCGGCGGAUUCGAGCCUGCACGCGUGGGGCAUCGCUGUACGAAAGCUGCAAUUUCCGGACACCUGCCGCGCCUCUGCGUUCCUACUAAACAUCAUGCUAGCGACAGCUGUCCUGUCGGAGGACACUCUGCAGCCAGAAGUUUCACGGCUGGUGGCAGAGGUCGAUCUGCAAGGGCCGCCGGUGCUGUGCGACAGCGUGUGUCACUUGAUGACCAUGCUUGUGCAACGCACCACUUCGAGUCGUGUCUAUCAGCAUCUUGAUUCUCGCAGGAAGGUGGGAGCAUGGUUUGCAAGCUCAUUUUCACCCGACGACGCUCUUCAGGCGUCGUCCCUGAGCGCUAGCUCAAGACCAUCAGCCCUCCUAUUGUCGUAUCAGGAUCUGUAUCGCCUCGUGAACCACAUCAUCGCCGAUGGAGCAUCCGACUGCGUUGAAGCACCCCAUACCACCAUGCUCGGUGACGAUGUGGCGGAUCUCCUCCGGCGACGAUGGCGUUUGCAGCCCCUGCGCGAUCUGACACUUCGGUCUUGCACUUCCUCUACGUCGACCGCCGAGAAGGGAGAUCACAGCAACACGGAUCCCAUCCGACCAUCGCUGCUCUUGAUAGAACCUGCCAACCGGAUGCUGAUCGCCCUCGACAGGAAGCUCGACGCUUGCCUCGGGAUGCUCCAUUCCGCCGACGCCGAAGUUGGUGCAGUGCCUGCUGUCCCAUAUUACGCUGCAAUUGCGGUCAUCCAUGCAGCUCUUCUCACUAUCGAUGUCGGGGCGCAGGCAACCUCCCAAAGCAGCUCGCAACGUACAGCCAGAGUCAAGCGCUGCUGCCAACUCAUCCUCCAAAUUGUCGAUCUCACAUCCGCGGGAGGUAUGUCGGCACGAGAGCGCAGUCUGGUCCUUCAGCAACUCGGCUUCCUUGAUCCCCUCGACGGCUCUGCGACGUACGACGACGACGAUGACACCAGACCCGCCGCGUUGCUCACGUCUCCCAGCAAGGCGAGCGGCAUUGCAGCAGUGCCCGCAAGCCGCGAAGAGGUUUCGAAGCCAACUCCGCUGUCAAGAACAAGUGACAGAGUCAAGCAGGCCUGGACAGUCAUCCGAGAAGCCGACAUGCUCGAGGUGAUGCUAUCGCGCUGUGAGGAGUUGCUCGAAGACAUCUUGUGCGGCGACGAGGGCUCCGAUCCAAAGUCGGCCACGAUCGCCGAGUCCAGCAGUCGCGACGCGUUUGACGACAUGCAAGAAAGCAGCGCUUCCAGCAAUCUUCGCACCAAGGCCACGACUUUAGGCUCCGACAUCUCGACCGAAGCCAGAGACACUAUCGUUGGGAUCCUAGUCCAUGUGCUCGCGGGUGUUCCGCGAAUGCUGACAGAAAGCGCGGACUCAAAGCGAGAUGAGGUGGUUGUCGCCUUGUUCUUCGAUUGUCCGGUCGAAUCGAUGAUUCCAUUGGCGCCCGUGCUUUUUGACUUGCUGCAUCGAGAUACUUUAUGGAUGAGCCAGCGCGACCUCGUGGAUGCGCUCGAUCGGCUCGGCACGGAUCUACUCACUCCGUAUCGAUACGCAAGAGUCCCAGCUGCCCGCAUCGCUGCCGUACGCGCGAUCACCGCUGUCGUCCCUCUGCUCCUCGAGAGCUUCGACGAGCAGUCGGAUUUGUUCGACAAAGUACAGAAGCUGGGUGCCUUCUUCGCCGAUCAGAUCGGACGAACCAAAUGGCCAACGCCGUGGCAGAUCCAAUUAGCCUGCGCUGACUUUCUGGCGGUGUGCCUGAAGAUGGAUCCGGACGGCUGCCUGCGUCGAUCGGGCAGUGCACGAGCGAGCGCCUUCGCGCCAGCGCCAUCCCUCCUUGCCAUCACCACAGACGCUGACGUACGCGUGCGAGCUCUUGGCUCCCCCGUCGCAGCUUGCGUCUUCGAAGCGUCAUCGUCUGACGAAGAGCAGAUGUCGCAGCUCUAUACUAGCUUUCGCGAUGGGUUGCCGAGCGAUCCAACGAUCCCACAGCACAUUCUGACGCGAGCUUUGAGCUUGGCCAACGUCGCUAUUGCCAACUCAGCCGUCCGCAGAUCGGCACUUUUUCACCUGCUCGAAAUUGUGCUGGCGACGAACAUGCUGCAUGCCACUGUGCAGCACUUGUUUGCGCAGGUUGCGAACAGACUCGGCUUCCCCGACUCCUCGAGCUGCUAUCAAGCGUUUGCUGGUCAAAUCACUUGGGGCAUGGCCACGAACAAUUAUGACCCGUUGCAGGUGCCCUGGAAAGUGCUCGGCUUCGCAAGCAAGCGUGAUUGCCUGGAGGCGACAUUUACUGCUAGCGGCAGCAUGCUUCUCGCCGCUCAGACGAAGGAAGGUCGCACGCAGUUUGAUGCGCUCGUUCAAUUGACCAAGCGAACGCAGCAGCAGGGGUUGCAGGAGUGCCUGCCUUUCCUGACAGCAGCUUAUCUCGGUUUCGCUGUGCAUGCAGCUCAGCAGCAAGGAUCGCUGGAUCCGACGGUCGUCAGUCAGCAGACGUUGCACGAGCUGUCUUUGCUCGGCUUUGCAGAGAGUGACACUCACAGUGUGCUGCGAGACAUGAUCAUGACCGUGGACGAUCUUGUUGUGGUCUCUCUCCUGGGACUCUACUUCGAGCCAGCAAGCACUUUGACGGAGAGUCGACGAGCUGCCGUUGAAGCCUUGACUCAGCACAAUGUCAAGAACGGCAAGAUUCUGGCAAGCUUGACGCCGAUUCCGGAGUCCUGUGACCUCGUCUUGCACGAACCGAGCCGACCGUUCUUCGCGAGUGCCGUCGUCUGCGCAGCCUUGUCCGUCCUGCCAUGCCUGGGCAUCGAGCCUUUCCGCAAAGAGGUGGUCUACAACGUGCUUCGCCACACCCUGCAUCAGAUCGCAUCUUCCCGGUUCCACAACGACCAGCUGCGCAUGUGUGCAGCCCUGCGUAUCUACAUCGCAAUGUGUGGCGACAGCUUCUGGGCGGACGAUCUCAAUGCGCGUACCUUGAUCAAGAGCAUCGAGCUGCUCCUGGGUCAGGGACACCUUCGUGACGAAUUUCGGCCUAUCUCGAUGUACGCCUGCCUUCACUCUACUCUCGCCAAGCAUGCUCCCGAGGUGCUCGUCUCGUGCGUUGUCACUUGGUCCGCAGAGGUGGCGGAAAAGCUCGCCGAAGCGCCGGCCUCAGGAGACUGGCUUCUCGAAUCUGCUCGUGCCAUCGCCAAGACUUCGCCCAUAGCUACAUCUGCUACGGUCCUCCUAUGGCCUGUCAAGCUCUCGUCGACAGAGCAUAGUGCCAUCGAGAGCUUGAUUGAUCUUGAUACGGUCGCAUUUGCGAUGGAAGCUUGUCCGCGCGUCUGUCUGCACCUCGCCUCGCUUCAGCGGAUCCGAAGCGUCCUCCGGAAGGCGGAUAAAGUAAAACUCGAGGCAUUCUGCCAUGGAUCAGCGCGGAAGCUGCUGGAGCGUAUGACUGAGUCUCACGCGGCGGGGGCGGCACGCACAGGCAAUGAUUCGUGGAGCGACGUCGUGAGCGAUAUCUUCGCCCGGAUCGCGAGCGCUGGCGAAUUGACGCAGUUGCAGCCGAAUCAGCCUCGACUCCGUCAAGAUGGCAAAGACUACGGGCGAUCUACAGAAGCGUUCCUGGCGACUGUCGACACGGGCCAGACCACCGGGCUGUCUGCGGCGGUGGUUCUCACAAUUCAUGACCUGGCCAGCGCCCUGCCCCUCGAAUCAAGCUACCAGGCCUUUGAGACGCUGCGCGGCAUUGCAACCGUGGUCGCAGUCCCUCUGACAAGUCUACACGCCGCUAAGGUGCCAUCAGCCAUCCGAGAGGAGCUCGACCGCAUUCGGCCCAGCAUCGCCUCAAGUCACCUCAGCGUUGUAGCUGCACCACCCGCUCUACUCGACCCAUCCUUGAUGCAUGACCGCGUGUCAUCGGAUCGCUGGAUCUGCCGCAUCUCAGCACAUCUGUGCGAGAUGAUCUGCAGCUUUGAUCAGCGGAGCAUCCUGCGCCCAGUAAGGCACUUCGUAGCGACAAAUUCCGCGGCAGCCAAGUCGCUGUUCCAUAUACUCCUUCUCUGGCUCACUGUCACUGAUCUCGAGCCAGCAGCGGGUGUAUCGUCCUCGAAUACCAGGAAAGGGUCCAAAGCAAGGCGGUCCGACAUACAAGAACAGGCGCGCUCGCUGGAAUCGUGCCGGAAAGCGGUCGCGACCCACUUCGAACAAGUGCUUCAAACAAACGCUUCCGACCCGGCCUGCAGCGCCACCAUCGUGCAAGCGCUCCUGGCGCUCCGAUCGUUCCGCCCGGUACCAGCGGAGCCGGAUAAGGUCUGCUUCUGGUAUCCCGUCGACACUUGUCUGCUGGCGAAGCGGUGCAUCGCCUGUGGCCUCUACUCUGCGGCCAUCUUCUUCGUCGAGCACGGCGUCUGGGAGGAAGAGCAGUCACAGGCGUCGUCCACGUCGCAAACAAGAACUCGAACCGAGUUGCUGCAUCAGGCGUACAUGAACAUCGACGACCCUGACGCCUUCUACGGAAUCAAAGAUGGAGACGUACGAGAGCUGCUGCUGAAGCGUCUGCAUCAUGAGGGACAGUGGCUUCGCGCUUUCCAAUAUCAUGGAGCAGACUAUGAAGCAUCGGCUUCCGACGGCCAGACUCCGAGCGGCCGACAAGCAAGCGCCCUCGGGCAGAGUCUCUCGUUGCUGGGUUUCCGACACCUCGUCGAAGGCGUUUCUCCGGCGUCAGAAACCCGCGAGGAACCCAGCCAGCCGACCGCCGACCGCCUCGGAUCCGGCAUUACCACCUGGGACCUUCCUACAAACUCCAGCUCAGCACUCGUGGGAGGCAACAGCGUCGAGCUGGUCCUCAAGACUCUGCGGCAAGCAAGUGUCGAACAGAACGUGGACGGCGUCUUGUCCCAGGCGGUCCAGUCUCAGCUCAAGUCAUUCUGCUCGAUCCCUGCGGAGAGCAUCGCCGCCAAACGCAGGCUUCGAGGCGAGCUGCUUGCCCUCGGACAGAUCAAAGAUUGGCGCAAGGCAUCGGGGGCACUGGGCCCGGAAGAAGCUGUGGCGCAUCUUCGGUCGAUCUGGACACAAGCGGAUGAUGGCAACCGUUUCGAGGUCACGGAGAAGGUCCUCAACACCCGUCAAGCUGUACUGGAGGCAGCAAGGCAGCGGAUGCAAUCGCACCAGAUCGGCGACGUACUCGACGGCCCAGCUGAACAAGUGGCACGGGCGGAGCGACUGCUGCUCGUCCAACUCAGUCGCCACUCCCGCGAGCACGAAAAGCUUCAAAAGGCUAUCAACGCUACUGCACGAGCGGAACGGAUCGAAAGCGCCUUGGGCGAUGGUGCCAACUUGGCCCGCGAGGAGUUUGCAGCGGUCUUGUGGGACCAGAAGGAGCAUCCACCUGCGAUCCAGCUUCUCUCGCAGAUCGUGGAUCAUCUCGCCGUUACAACUCAAGCUUCUGCACAGCAGAGGCGUCGAGGCGCUCGCUUGUUAGCCCUGCUGGCUCAAUGGCGAGCGACGGCCAGAUCGCAGCAUCCACGCGAGAUCGACCGCUCCCUCUUCGAGCCUGCUCUCAAAUUGAUUGCCACCCUUGGCGCUUCAGGUGCUGUUCAAGACCCUGCCGUAUCCGCCGAAGCCUCUGAGAUUGCGUACCGAUGGGCACGAUUUGCAGAGGAGCACCAUCGCAGCUCGGAUGCGGCGGAGAUCGUCCGUCUCCGCCGCUACAUUCAGAGCCGUGUCGGGGAGAUUGCCCAAAACCAGCGCGAGUGCGAGAGGACGACCUCCAAGACGGAAAAGAGCAAACUUCUUCAAUUUCAGCGUCAGGCCGAGAAGAUGCUGCGUCAAGAUGAGACUCGCCUAUCCGAGCUGGAAGCUUCGAGGACGCACUUCUUGCGCCGCAGCGUCGUCAUGUACGCCCGUGCAUUAAGCUCAACCGAUGCUCACGAUGAUGCUGUGGCUCGCCUCGUCUCGCUGUGGUUCGAGAACGCAGAUGACAUCGAGGUCAAUCGCCUACUGACAGGCUGUCUCUCUUCGAUUCCGUCUCGCAAGUUCGUCCCCCUCAUGCACCAGCUCUCCGCUCGUCUGACCGAGGUGCCUGACCAAAGCGAUACGAUGGCACCCUUUCAGAGGAAUCUCACCGAGCUGCUUCUGCGGAUGUGCCAAGACCACCCGUUCCACUGUCUCUACGCCGUAUUUGCCUUGAUCAAGACCGGUGCCGAUGCGAAGGCCGCCUCAAAUCGUCACGGCUCUGGAAGCUCGUUGAUCCCUCCGGAGAACUCGCCGCACUCGCAGUCACCUCCCAUUUUGCGAUCGGCUGCCGCUGAAAAGAUCUGGAAUCAGAUCAAGAGGCGGCCUUCGCUCUCGAAAAGGAUCAAGACGUUCGAGGAGCUGUGCUUAGCCUACGUCGAGUGGGCCGAGUUCGAUCUCGCUUCUCGCGCGGACCGGUACUUUCAGAACAGUGGCGCCAUCAAGAAGGGCGCCUUACGCAUGCCACCUUCCGGUGAGCUGCGGCUGGCACGCCUGCGAAACCUAGACGUUCCUGUGGCCACCGCUCGCCUCGACAUCGACCCGACUUGCAGGUACGAGAACUUUGUAUCCAUCGUUCGGUACAGCGAGACAUUCACGACGGCAGGAGGCAUUCAUCUGCCCAAGAUCAGCGAAUGCAUCGGGAGCGACGGCAAGCGAUACAAGCAGCUGUUCAAGCGAGACGACGAUCUACGACAGGACGCGGUCAUGCAACAGGUGUUUCGCAUGGUCAACGAGCUGCUGCAGGCGGAUCGACGCACACGCGAGCGCAAGCUGUCCAUCCGAACCUACACCGUCUUGCCAUUGGGCCCGCAGUGCGGGUUGCUCGAGUUCGUCGUCAACACGGUGCCGCUCGGCGAAGUGCUCAUUGCUUUGCAUGCCAGGUACCGACCUCACGACAUCACACCUAUGCAAGCAAGAAGCAAGAUUCGCGAAGCACAGCCUACGCCUGCUGAGGCCAAGCUGGAAGCCUUCCUGGAUGUAUGCGAGCAGAUGCGACCUGCUUUCCGCUACUUCUUCAGUGAUGCCCAACGCAUGCCGAGGGACUGGUACGAGACGCGGCUCAGGUACACACGCAGCGUCAGCACCAACUCGAUUGUUGGACAUGUUCUCGGCCUCGGCGAUCGCCACGUCUCGAACAUUCUGCUGGACACGGAGAGCGGAGAGUUGGUGCACAUCGACUUUGGCGUAGCGUUCGACCAAGGCAAACUGCUGCCGAUCCCGGAGUUGGUGCCGUUCAGGUUGACACGCGAUAUCGUCGACGGCAUGGGCAUCCACGGCGUCGAGGGCACGUUCCGGCGCUGCUGCGAAGAGACGCUCAGAGUGCUACGGGCACAUCAGGACGUUAUCAAGACGGUGCUCGAAGUGUUCCGCCACGAUCCUCUUUUCGCAUGGACAUCAAACCCCAUCAAGGUGCUCAGAGCACAGGAAGACGAGGAGAGCUCGCUGCCUGCAAUGAGCCUGGAGAGAUCAGGCACCACGGCAGGAACGUCGCGUUCGACACCAGCGCCAGCGCCUACAGCAGCAGCACGAGCACGGGUUUCGAGGUCGACUACUCCCUUUGCGAUGCCUGGCGAGGGCGCAGGUGUUGUAGGUACCGACACAGCCGAACUGAGUGCGGACCGAGCCGUCACCUCGGUGAUGAGCAAGCUGUCGUCGUCCCUCAGCAUCGAGUACACGGUCAACGAUUUGAUCCAGCAGGCCAUGGAUGCAGGCAAUCUGUCAGCCAUUUUUCACGGCUGGCAGGCUGCAUUGUAG
This is a messenger RNA of Kalmanozyma brasiliensis GHG001, 9492 nucleotides long. RefSeq names its product PIK-related kinase, FATC. Gene Ontology annotation, molecular function: protein binding; protein serine/threonine kinase activity. Gene Ontology annotation, biological process: DNA repair. The record is from RefSeq and is a predicted model, not a curated record. Bases 1 to 9492 code for a protein of 3163 amino acids. The transcript has a single exon. Lineage: Eukaryota; Fungi; Basidiomycota; Ustilaginomycetes; Ustilaginales.